Messenger RNA from Bipolaris sorokiniana ND90Pr, 933 nucleotides. RefSeq lists its product as uncharacterized. The record is from RefSeq and is a predicted model, not a curated record. Bases 1 to 933 code for a protein of 310 amino acids. Lineage: Eukaryota; Fungi; Ascomycota; Dothideomycetes; Pleosporales; Pleosporaceae. The transcript is spliced from 2 exons.
AUGUCUCCUUCUUCUCCCCUCAAAGUUGCUGUGAUUGGUCCAGCAGGUUUCGGUGGCUCAUACCUCUCUGUUGAACUACUAAAUCGAGGUCACACUGUAAUCGGGAUAUCGCGCAACCCAGCAAAACUUGGAAAGCACGAGCGUUAUAUCGCCCGACCUGUAGAUAUAGACACAGGAUCGAUCGAAGAAAUAGCUGGAAAGUUCAAAGAUGCUGAUGCGCUAGUAUGUGAGUUUGGACCUCAUACAUCAGGAGCAGGGGCAUUGUUAUAUAUGCCCUUCCUAGAAUCCGUCCGCAAAAUCAUCCUCGCCCACAAACUAAACCCAACCUCCUACUUCCUCUUCGUCGGCGGCGCAGGCUCCCUCCACGUCCCGGGCACCUCACUCCCCUGCGUCGACCACCCAGAUUUCUUCCUCGCCUACCGCCGCGCAAUCUCCACAUCCCUCGCUCACAUUGCGUACAUGGAAGAGCGCCUCGGCAUCAUGGGCACGGCGCUGCGUCGGUACCGCAUUGCGCGUCUAGCCUCGCCACCAUCAGAAGAAGAUUUGGCUGUGAUUGCAGAGUACGAGCGCCACAUCCGGAGCAAAGACGAUGCGAGCGACUUCAUUAAAGCGGGGCGUACGGCGUACAUGUUUUUUGAUGGUAGGACAGAUUUCAACUGGAGUUUUGUUUCGCCGCCUGCGUUGUAUCGGCCGGGAAAGCGGAUGGGCAAGUAUGAGGUUCAUGUGGAUGAUAUGGUGCUUUUGGGGGAGCAGCAGGAGGGGAAGGAUAUUUUUGAGGGGCGCUUGACGGGGAUUAGUGUUGGGGAUAUGGCGAUUGCGAUUGCGGAUGAAGUGGAGCAGAGGAAGUUGGUUGGGACGCAUUGGUCGGCUUGGGGGGAUAUUAGUGAAGAUGUACCUGCGCCAGCGUAUGCGUCGUUGGAGGCGGUGGGCUGA